CAUCCAUCUUCCAUACAAUAUUGAAAGCAUAAUCAUGAGGGUAGCUUUCCAUGCUAUGCUUGUUCUGGUGGCUGUAUUGUUCUUUGGAGUUGCAAAGUUCUGUUCUGGUCGGAACACGAGCUUCAGCUGUGUAGAAGGGGAGAGAGAAGGCCUCUUGAAGUUCAAACUUUGUUUCAAUGACUUAUCUGAUAUGUUGUCUUCUUGGAAAGGCAAUGACUGUUGUGAAUGGAGAGGAGUAGGCUGUGACAAAAAUAACGGACAUGUUAUCUCGCUUCAACUCACAAGAUCCAUAUUUGGUCAAUCUCAAUUGUACUUGAUUGAUGAUGUAGAGGAGAUUGUUUCAGGUUUGCUCAAGCUGAGAUACUUGGAACACCUGGACUUGAGCAGCAUUAACAUCAACAACAGCCUUAUUCCGCCCUCCUUUGGUUUAAUGAAGCAGCUAAUGUACCUAAAUCUCUCUUUUGUGAACUUCAAAGGUAGAAUUCCUAGUGAACUCGGAAAUCUUACGAGGCUUCGUGUACUUGAUCUUUCCAAAAAAAUUUUUGGGACAUUGAAGGUUGAUGAUAUUUCGUGGAUUUCUCAUCUCUCCUCUUUGCAACAACUUGAUAUGAGUGGAGUAAAUCUAAGUCACACCUCAUCAAACUUGUUCCAGGUACUUGGCAUGCUUUCUUCAUUAUCAUGGUUGAGUCUGUCAGAUUGUUGUCUAAAAAAUUCUCACCUACCAUCUCGCAACCAUCCCCUUAAUUUUACAUUUCUUGAAAAUAUUCAGCACUUUGAUAUUUCAUGGAACUUUUUUCAUGGUCCAAUACCUAUUUUUCUCCAAAACAUGACUUCAUUGACAUUUCUUGAUAUGAGUACAGCAAAUCUAAGCCUUGCUUCAUCAAACUUGUUUCAAGUAUUUAGCAUGCUUCCUUCACUAUCAUGGUUAAGUUUAUCAAUCUGUAGUCUCAAAUAUUGUCACUUGCCAUCUCGCAACCAUCCUCUUAAUUUUACAUUGCUUGGCAAUAUUCAGCACUUAGAUCUUUCAUAUAACUUUUUCCAAGGUCCAAUACCUAUAUGUCUCCAAAACAUGACUUCAUUGACAUUUCUUGAUAUGAGUACAGCAAAUCUAAGCCUUGCUUCAUCAAACUUGUUUCAAGUAUUUAGCAUGCUUCCUUCACUAUCAUGGUUAAGUUUAUCAAGCUGUAGUCUCAAAAAUUGUCACUUGCCAUCUCGCAACCAUCCUCUUAAUUUUACAUUGCUUGGCAAUAUUCAGUACUUAGAUCUUUCAUAUAACUUUUUCCAAGGUCCAAUACCUAUAUGUCUCCAAAACAUGACUUCCUUGAUAUUUCUUUCUCUUUAUGCCAAUCAAUUGAGUGGAAGUAUUCCAGAUAGCAUCGGGCAACUUUCUAAGUUAGAGAGCAUAUAUCUUUAUGGCAAUCAAUUGAGUGGGAAUAGCAUCGGGCAACUUUCUAAGUUAGAGAGCCUAGAUCUUUCUGACAAUCAAUUGAGUGGGAGUAUUCCAGAUAGUAUCGGGCAACUUUCUGAAUUACAGUUCAUAGAUCUUUCUAGCAAUCAACUUGGAACAAGAUUUCCUAAAUGGCCUCUAUUGCAAAAGAAAACAGUCAUGGUUGAUCUCUCUAAUGCUAGCAUCUUAGGUCCUUUUCCAGAAAACAUUAGUCAUAUGAUGCCAAUGUUGACGGGAUUAUAUCUUGCAAAUAACCUCAUGAACGGUUCAAUUCCAAAGUCGCUAUGCAAUUCAAAAUCUUUGGAAUUUCUUGAUCUCUCAAACAAUAUGUUUUCUGGAAGUAUUCCUAAUUGUUGGAGAAAUGAUCAAUUAUUCAAAUUUAUUGAUCUAUCUUCUAACAAUCUCUCGGGUUUAUUUCCCAGUACAAUAGGGCUGCUUUCUGUUUUAUAUGUACUGCAUUUAAACAACAAUAGUCUCCAUGGUGAAUUACAUAUGGACUUGAAAAACUUUAGUUCUUUAGUGGUUUUGGAUUUGGGUGAAAAUAAAUUUUCUGGAAAUUUAACAAGCAUUGUAAGGGGUGAGAUUGGCAACCACUCUUUAAAAGUUCUUCGACUACGCAAAAAUUUGGUUUCUAGUUAUAUUCCUUUGGAAUUGUGCUAUCUCUCUCAAUUGCAAAUUCUAGAUCUUGCAGAUAACAAUUUGACAGGAAGGAUUCCUCCUUGUUUUGGAAAGUUUCCAGUUAUGGUGAAUGCAACAAAAUUGAUCAAUAGCAUGAUUUACAAGUAUUGGUCUUGGGCGCAUUUAAUGGAGGUUGUGAAAGGAAGAUACCUUGUGUAUAAAAGAAAAACCCUUGGACUCCAGAGCAGUAUAGAUCUUUCAAGUAACAAUCUAGUAGGAUCCAUACCAGACGAACUAAUUUUUCUUAAGGAUUUGCACAAUUUGAAUUUGUCUUGGAAUCAUCUCUCAGGAAAGAUCCCUGAGAAAAUUGGACAAAUGGAGAAUUUGGAAUCUCUCGAUUUCUCCAAAAAUGUCCUCUCAGGAACAAUACCGAAGAGUAUGUCAAGUUUAACCAAGUUAAGCCACCUCAACUUGUCCUACAAUAACUUGUCAGGGCCAAUUCCAACAGGCUAUCAGCUCCAAACACUCGAAGAUCCAACCAUUUAUGCCGGUAAUCCUCAACUUUGUGGAGCUCCACUCUUGAAGAAAUGUUCAAAUGAUGGGCUACCUUCGCCAAUUGACAACUUCAAGGACAAUGAUGAAGGUGCACUUAAAAGAAUGUGGUUUUACAUCGUCGUGAUGUUAGGCUUUGCAACUGGAUUUUGGGGAGUCAUGGGAUCUUUGAUUUUUGUAAAAACUUGGAGAUAUGCUUAUUUUCGAUGGGUGGAUGAUGUCAAGCAUUGGAUCCUUGUGGUUAUAACAUUGAAGGUGGCCAAAUUUAAGAAGAUGUUCAAUGGCAACCUAGAUGAUCAAUGAGUAAUAUAUGAAGUAUGUUGUUGUUGCUACAUUUAUUAAUAAACUAGUUCCACAACCCUACGUUGUAGGGUGGGGUGUCAAGUCCAAUUUUGAUUGGCCAAAUAUUGCAUUGGCCAAUUUUAAAUGAACACAUAAGUAUUAGGGUUUGUAAUGUUUCAAUAAUAUAACAGAGACUAUAGU
Molecule: messenger RNA, 3100 nt
Organism: Rubroshorea leprosula
Lineage: Eukaryota; Viridiplantae; Streptophyta; Magnoliopsida; Malvales; Dipterocarpaceae
Source: the annotation of a GenBank genome assembly